Messenger RNA from Striga asiatica, 2079 nucleotides. The record is from the annotation of a GenBank genome assembly. NCBI's taxonomy places the organism in Eukaryota, Viridiplantae, Streptophyta, Magnoliopsida, Lamiales, Orobanchaceae.
CCCGCUACAAAGAGGUCCAGACAGCACACGCCCUUGGAGCUGUGCCUGUGCGACUGUUGAGUGUGUAGUGAGAAGAAAAAGAAUGAAGGACAGAGGCGCGGAGCGCUCUGUGGAGGACCGCUACACGCAGUGGAAAUCCCUUGUUCCCGUCCUCUACGACUGGCUCGCCAAUCACAACCUCGUUUGGCCUUCCCUUUCUUGCCGUCUGAGUAUCUAUCAGCAUUUUGAUUUUGCCCCAAAUUUGGUUGGUAGCUUUGUUUGCAUAACAAUAUGGUACGUUAUGCCUAUUUUCAUUUGCAAAAUGCCUGUUAGAGGAUUUGGAAACCAACUGAUGCUUGUUUUCCACAUUCCACUUUUAGGUUUGUUGGGCGUCCUACUAGUGUUUGCUCUUCACUCGGUUCUGAAGUUUCUCGAUUUCCUGGGUUAUGUGAUUGGAUGGAGAUUGCCCUUUUGGCAUAUUGGCCAGAAAGUUUGUUGUCGGGUCACUGCUAGAAAGAAUAGAAGGCCAACUUACAAGAAUCGUCAGCGUCUAUACCUUUCUGAACAGACGGAUGGUAGUGUUCCAAAUACGCUUGUCAUUGCAAAUGUUGAAGUUGUGAAAGCAAGAGUUGCAGCAGCAGAACACAUAGCACAGUUCAAUGAGGAAUCACGUUCACCGUUCGUGAAGAAGAGCAAGACCAUCAUACACCCUGGCGAGGUGAAUCGUAUCAGGGAACUGCCGCAGAACAGCAAUAUUGUAGCUACUCAUACCGACAGUCCUGAUGUCCUCAUUUGGGAUGUUGAAACUCAGUCCAAUCGUCAACCGGUUUUAGGUGCCACGCCAUCUCGUCCUGAUCUGAUAUUGACUGGACAUAAAGAUAACGCUGAAUUUGCACUAUCUAUGUCGCCUACUGAACCCUUUGUGCUCUCCGGAGGCAAGGAUAAGUCAGUAGUUUUGUGGAGCAUCCAGGACCAUAUAUCAUCUUUGGCAGCAGAAAAAGGAACGCAAAAGUCUCCAGGAUCUAAAAGUGUCGGGUCCAAUGGUAAACCUGAAAGUACGACUGUUCAAGCUCGAGGGAUUUUCCACGGACAUGAUGAUACUGUUGAAGAUGUCCAGUUUAACCCAUCAAGCGCAAUGGAGUUCUGCAGUGUUGGUGAUGAUUCUUGCCUUAUAUUGUGGGAUGCGAGAACGGGCACUUCUCCUGUUGUUAAGGUCGAGAAGGCGCACAAUGCUGACCUUCACUGUGUUGAUUGGAAUCCCAAUGAUAUAAAUCUAAUUUUGACGGGAUCUGCCGAUAAUACUGUUCGCAUGUAUGAUAGAAGAAACCUUACUUCUGGUGGGGUUGGGUCCCCUGUUCACAUAUUUGAAGACCAUACGGCUGCUGUUCUCUGUGUUCAGUGGUCUCCUGCUAAGGCGUCCGUCUUUGGCAGUGCUGCGGAGGAUGGUAUCUUGAAUAUCUGGGAUCAUGCGAAGGUUGGCAAAACCGUGAAUCCUGCUGGAAACUCUGGUUCGCCACCUGGCUUGUUCUUUAAACACGCAGGACACAGGGAUAAAGUGGUCGACUUUCACUGGAACGCAGCAGAUCCAUGGACCAUCGUGAGUGUGUCAGAAGAUGGAGAAAAAACUGGGGGUGGAGGUACACUACAGAUAUGGCGAAUGAUUGACCUGAUUUAUCGACCGGAGGAGGAGGUCAUUGAUGAACUGGAUAAAUUCAAAGAGCAUUUGCUGACAUGUUCUGGUUCUUGAUUUCAGAUUUGGAAAAGCUGUGAAUUAUUUAAUGUAACCAUUAGUACAUUGGAGUUAAUUGGUGGUUUAGUCAUCAAACUUUUGAAGAUGGAAUGGUUAUAUUAAUUAUUUCUCUCUCUUUGUCUCAAGAUGGAAUUAUAAGAUUGGUUAAUCUGUUUUGGCGAUCUUGCGAUUAUUCUAGUUACGUUUAUGUCCAAAUGAUGUUGACUGUUGAGUAUAAUCUUCGCAUCUGGCCAUACAUUGCUCCUUUCUGUAAGGUCUUGUGCUUGAAUUGUAAGGUGAAUUAUUGGGUUUUGAGGUUAUUUAUAUUGUGGGAAAAUUUGUAGAGUUGCACUUGAAAAUGUUUCACCAAG